This is a messenger RNA of Pyricularia oryzae 70-15, 2087 nucleotides long. Its product is annotated as CMGC/CDK/CDK5 protein kinase. Lineage: Eukaryota; Fungi; Ascomycota; Sordariomycetes; Magnaporthales; Pyriculariaceae. The record is from RefSeq and is a predicted model, not a curated record. Gene Ontology annotation, cellular component: cytoplasm; nucleus. The transcript has 2 exons. Bases 509 to 1561 code for a protein of 350 amino acids. Gene Ontology annotation, molecular function: cyclin-dependent protein serine/threonine kinase activity; ATP binding. Gene Ontology annotation, biological process: protein phosphorylation.
CGAUCAAAAAGCCGGCUUGGUCUCAUCUUGGUUCGUGGCAAGGAAACACCAUCUCAAUUCCCAAGAACCUAUCUGCGAGAGCAUUCGCUUUAGAAAUUGAAGCGUUUACAGACUCUUUUUUUCUUCUUCUUCGAAUUUGUCCAAUAUCCGCAGCCUAACUGCUCGCGCGCUACUUUUUGAUACCACCCCUCCUGCGAGUGGCCCAAGCGACCUAAGCUAGCUACCCUGAGACGGUCCCUUAGGCGCCAUAUUCGCCCUUUUACUGGAGUCAACGCCCGAAAGCCCCGCAAAGCCUGCGUCGAAUCGGUCAGACUUCGCAACCACGACGACGGUGCCUCUCGACUCUCGGUCUACGGAUCUGAGAGAAACACUCUCCCGCACAGUCACGGCCGGACGCAUACUUUUUGACGCUGCCGACGACAGCAGGUUUCCAUCGCAGCCGCCACCGGUUUCGCGCUUUCGCAGAUACCCCACUAAGGCAACCGUCGAGGAGCAAAGAUCGAGAGAGAUGGACGGCAAAAGGCACCUAAACUCGUUCCAGCAGCUGGAGAAGCUGGGCGAGGGAACAUAUGCUACCGUUUUCAAAGGUCGAAAUAGACACACAGGAGAGCUUGUUGCACUAAAAGAGAUUCACCUCGACUCGGAGGAGGGUACACCAUCAACGGCAAUCCGUGAGAUCUCGCUUAUGAAAGAGCUCAAGCACGAGAACAUAGUCGGCCUUCACGAUGUCAUUCACACCGAGAACAAACUGAUGCUGGUCUUUGAGCACAUGGACGGCGAUUUGAAGAAAUACAUGGACACCAAGGGAGACCGCGGAGCGCUGCAACCCAUGGUGAUCAAGUCAUUUAUGUACCAGCUGCUCAAGGGUAUCGAUUUCUGUCACCAGAACCGCGUCCUGCACCGCGAUCUCAAGCCGCAAAACCUUUUGAUCAACAACAAGGGUGCCCUCAAACUCGGCGACUUUGGUCUGGCUCGUGCUUUUGGUAUUCCUGUCAACACAUUCUCCAACGAGGUAGUGACGCUCUGGUACCGCGCCCCCGACGUUCUUCUGGGUAGCCGGACGUACAACACAAGCAUAGACAUAUGGUCGGCCGGAUGCAUCAUGGCAGAGAUGUUUACCGGUAGGCCUCUGUUCCCGGGCACAACCAACGAGGACCAAAUCGUUCGCAUCUUCCGGAUCAUGGGCACACCGUCGGAGCGUACAUGGCCGGGGUUCUCGCAGUUCCCCGAGUACAAGAAGACGUUCCACACGUACGCCACUCAGGAUCUCCGCAACAUUCUCCCCCAAAUCGACGCUACCGGCAUAGACCUUCUGGGCAGGAUGUUGCAGUUGCGUCCCGAGAUGCGUAUCAGUGCGCACGAUGCACUGAAGCACCCUUGGUUCAACGAUAUCCUUAUGCAGCAACACCAGCAACAACACGCGAUACAGGCCCAAGCCCAAGCCCACCAAGCAAGGACGCAGUCGGGGAGCAGUCAGCAGCAGCAAAGCUAUUCUCAACAGCAGGUGCCACAACAGCAACAGCAGACACAUUCGCAGGCGCAGCCGUAUGAGAAUUAUUAGCUGGACUGAGCGGGGCUAUAUUUUUUUGCAUUCUUGCAUAUGACCUCGCGAGCCUGCGUUUCCGUCUGCUGGCUAGCUUAAUCAUCAUGUGAUUUGGACCAUAUCUGUUUUAUAUGAACAAAGGUCCACUUGAUGUUGUUCCCCUCAGCAGGUUUUUCUGUGCUUUCGUUAUUUGCUUGUGGCUCUUUCGUUGGCCAUCUGUUUUCGGGAGUAAGCAUCGGUUCUGCAUUAGGAUAAGAAUAUUGUACGGGAGCGGUUAUGAUAUUUGUUCUUUUAAUUUUGGUACACUGCGUAGAUAUUCUAUUAUUGAUUUACUGGAAGCUAGUUCCCUCGGUGGUAUCUGGUAUAAUUCUUUCCCUUCGCGUGUGAUAAGACGAGUGCACAUGUCCUCUUCCUCGACAACUUAAGAGGCCAGUUAGUACGGCAACAAAGGUGUCUGAAGUGUCUGUACCAGACUAGAUGCAACUAAUCCAAUAUACACAUUUAAAUCAGCAAAAUAUGGGUUGGAAAGUUACGUCGUAUCAGC